AUGGCGCAGACCUUCGGACUGGAUGAGGCCGCCAUCCUGUCGCUACUAGAGGGCUGCGAUAUGGCGGAAAACGGGGACGCCAUCGCGUCCGAAAUGGUCAAGUCUUCAGAUAGUCCGCAGCGUGUGUCGAAGCGCAGUUCAUGGCGUCUUCAGCAUCGGGAUGAGCUGCUGAUGCUGCGGAAGGCGGAGAAGCACCUGAGUGCAGAUUUGCAGCAACUUAAGCACACAAUGCGGAUGAAACGCAGUCGCUUCGUGCUAAUAAGCAGCUGGAUUCGCUGA
Phytophthora infestans T30-4 is the source of this 279-nucleotide messenger RNA. RefSeq lists its product as uncharacterized. The transcript has a single exon. The record is from RefSeq and is a predicted model, not a curated record. NCBI's taxonomy places the organism in Eukaryota, Oomycota, Peronosporomycetes, Peronosporales, Peronosporaceae. Bases 1 to 279 code for a protein of 92 amino acids.